GAAGGAGACAGCACUGAGUGUUGAAGAAAACAACGCAAGGUGGAUAUCUCUAAAUUCAUCAAGAUAAUUUGCUGAAUUGCAUUUGCAAAGUUAAUCAUUCAUCUUGAAAUGGAGUUUACCAGGCGCUACCUUCCAAUGGAGUGGGAAGAGCGAUGGCGGAAAGAGAAGGAGAGGAGAAAAAGAAUGAUUGAAGAAGGUGGAGAGGGGUUAGAAAGAGACAACAACGAACUGAGGCAGAUUGUUGCUUAUAACAAUUCAAAGAUGGGCCUUAAAAGUCUGGGUGAUAAGACCGAAGAAAAUGACUUGAGAAAGACUGAAAUUGAUAUGGAAUCUACCAGUGAAUGUAUGAGUGGUAAGGGAUUCGGGGAUGUUGGACAGCACGUCUGCACAUACUCAAGCAGAACCUUUCAUAAGGACAUAUUUAAGACUCUGAAAGAACUGCAGAAUUCCUCUCUUCUUACAGACCUGACACUGACUACUGAGAAUGGCAGAAACUUCAAUGUGCACUCCCUUAUCCUAGCUGCUGUCAGUGGCUUUAUUUUAGAAAAACUAAAUGAAAUAAAUGUGUUCCAGUCUUGGAAUACUGAGGGGAAAAUCAAAAUGAGGUCAGUACUAAUAGGUUACGAAGUUGAUGAAGUUGGGCUUCAAGCAGUUAUUGAGUUUGCUUAUUGUGGAGAUGUAUCGAUUUCGAACAAGAACACAAUGACUCAAAUCAAGACUGCAGCCGAAGUACUGAAGGUUCCAAGACUUCUGGAUCUCUGCAACAACAUGGAUACAAGAUGUGAAGAUCAAUGUCCAAAAAUAGAGCAAGACAUUACUUUUGCAGAUGUUAAUCUAAAAAAUACUCUUCAGUCCAUUGAAAGAAUGUGGAGAGACAAAGUUGGAUGUGAUGUCAUCUUGGAAGUGGAUAGCACUUUUUUCCAUGUUCAUAGAACUAUCCUGGCAGCAAGCAGUGACUACUUCCGUGGGAUGUUUACCAGUGGAAUGAAGGAAUCCCAUCAAAACUACAUUGCCCUUCCAUUUAUUCCAUCUUGUGAAUUAGAGACACUAAUUAAUUGGUCCUAUAGGGGGACCCUUGUGCUUAGCUGGGAUUCUGUUUUUGAGAUAACCUGCACUGCCCUCCAGCUUCAGUUUCAACCUGCUUUCUUGCUUUGCCUCAGAUUCUUGCAAGAACAAAUACAUAUUAACUCAUGCCUGGAUGUGGCAUCUUUUGCUGAAGCAUAUGGCUUGUCAGGGCUGCUUGAGGAAACUAAUGACUUUAUACUGAGGAACUUCAGGGAAGUAUCUGCAACUGCUAAGUUUCAAGACCUUGCAGCAGAGAAGCUCCUGGACUUACUUCGCUGUGAUGGUCUAUGUGUGCCUUCAGAGUUGACUGUGUUUCGAGCUGUAAUCUCCUGGAUUCAAGCUGAUCCUGAAGAGAGGUUAGCCCAGGCUGCCUUACUGAUGAGUGGAGUUCGUUUCCCACUCAUGACUUUUCGGGAGUUCAGGGAGGUCAGAGCAAUUAACCUACGCAUGGAGUGCUUUGCUGAUAAAGAAAUGGAACUCUAUGGAUCUGCUCUCAAGGAAUUUGGGUUCAGUCUCCCAAAGUCUGAUGAUUACUGUCGGAUCAGAAGACCCAAAGAUGUUCUUGCAGUGGUUGGUGGAGACCAUCUUGAUUCAGAUAUGGGUAAACGUAUACCAAGCAAGGGUAUUUGGUUUGCAAACUCUCUACGCAAUGGCACAGGGUUGAUCAAGGAGAUAGAGUGGAGGAGCCUAAGGGAGAUCCCAGACAAGCCAAAGUUCAGGCAUGGUGUGGCAGUAAUGAAUGGCAGGCUGUUUGUUGCUGGUGGAUGUUACUUUUAUGCCAAAGAUAAUAUAAUGAAAUCUGUCUACAGUUAUGACCCUGUGAGUGACAGCUGGAAACGUCUGGCUGACAUGCUUGAACCAAGAAGUAAUUUUUCAUUGGUGGUCCAUGAGAAGUGUCUUUAUGCCAUAGGAGGAGACAAUGAGAUCAACACCAACACAGAGACUGUUGAAAUGUACAAACCAGACACUGACUCCUGGAGUUUUGUCCACCCCUUGGACCAGGCUAUCAGUGGCUAUGGGGUCACUGCCAUAAAUGGAGGCAUUUUCAUCUCUGGAGGUUUUAACUGUAAAUAUGUGUGUCUGGUUACCAUGUUCCUUUACCACCCAGAGAGUGGAAGUAUCUACCUGGCUGACAUGUCAAAUGACAGAGCCCAACAUUGUAUGGAAGCAUUGCAAGGAUGUCUUUAUGUGGCUGGGGGUGUUUGUAACAUGAGGAAGUUCUACACUGAUCAACUAGCCUGUGAGGUGUAUAAUCCAGUGACUGACACCUGGACUGACUUUGCAUCACUGCCAGUACCCCAUGUUGGUGCUGCAUCAGCUGUCCUGGAGGAGAAGAUCUAUGUUCUGGGAGGAUACUGCCAGGAUGAUUACAGCGAGUCAGGACUGGUCCAUCGCUUCGACCGUGGCUUGCAGCGUUGGGAGAACAUGGGCAAACUACCAGGAGCUGUCACUGACAUUAAGGCUUGUCCUAUCAACUUACCCCAGCAUUUCAGACUUUAACCAAUUGAUCUGAAUCACAGAGCAUUACAGAUGAAAUAAAAUCAGACGUUCUGACUGGAAAACAUAAACAGCCACUUGGAAAACAUAUUAUCACCCUUUUAAGUUAUAUUUUAUCAUGAUUUGAACAGAGAUCAACUCAGAGCUGAUUCCUUCAGAUCAACUCAGAAGUUUUAAAUGAAAGAAGAAAGGUAUAUAUUUGAAUAUUGAGUUGUGUGUAUUCCAACUGCACUGCACAUUUUUCCUGACUCGCUUGAAGCCCCUUUCAACAUCUAUGAGUUUUGAAAAACUGAGUUAGGAGUAGUAUAGAGCAACUUGGUACUAUGAAACAUUUCAGAAAAUAAAAUGCUUCAUCAGUAAAAGUAAAUCAAAGUAUUGAACAUGGAAACAGUUUCUUUUCUUUUAAAAUAUCUUUCAGUAUUUAGCAUUUUUUUCUACAGAACACUCAUCAGAGAAAGGUAGUAGUUAUGUAUAGAUAUUGUUAGUGCAAAGUAAGGCCCAUACAGUAUAAAUGUUAUAUUUUUAUGAAAGACAUGAAAUGAUAAAAAAAAUCACUUCCAUCACACAUGUAAUUCUUCCUUUCCCAUGUAACACAGAUUUAAUUAAUUCAAGAAUAUAAUAUA
Molecule: messenger RNA, 3185 nt
Organism: Cyprinodon tularosa
Lineage: Eukaryota; Metazoa; Chordata; Actinopteri; Cyprinodontiformes; Cyprinodontidae
Product: kelch-like protein 33
Exons: 4
Coding region: 109-2565 (818 amino acids)
Molecular function (GO): protein binding
Source: RefSeq, a predicted model, not a curated record